This is a messenger RNA of Conger conger (European conger), 2884 nucleotides long. It is a transcript of the gene atxn7l2a, whose product is annotated as ataxin 7-like 2a. Bases 506 to 2635 code for a protein of 709 amino acids. The record is from RefSeq and is a predicted model, not a curated record. Lineage: Eukaryota; Metazoa; Chordata; Actinopteri; Anguilliformes; Congridae. The transcript is spliced from 10 exons.
CAGUCAAUUAGCUAUCAGGUAGUGGCGCAUGGUAGUACUCACCUAGUGGGGCAGAUGUGAUUUAGAAUCUGUAUCCCUGAUUUAGAGAGAUUGUGGGAAACACGCAACUAAGAUAUGUCCAGCACAGUAAGUUAGCAUAAACGUCUCUAAAAGAGGACUGGGCCUUUUACCCACUUUAAAAACUACCAGCCGACUCAGAAACUGCCAGUAUUGAAGAAGGUACUCUGUUUGACAGUAAAUUAACCUGAGGUAGUAUUCACAUGUUCCUACCAGUUCCCUGUGUUACAGUUGGACGUUUAAUGGAUAAAACUGCGAGAACAAUACGUAUCUACCGAAAAACCAAUGUGUGGUUUCCAUAUGUGGACUCUUGCUCGACAACGACUUCGCGCUUCCACCAUCAAGCGUAUAAGGCUCCCCACCAAUCUCCUCCUUGUGCCUGCGCACGCAGGUAAUCCUUCACUGGCGGGAACGCGAUAGAUGACGUAAGGGUCGUGCUCGCGCAGUGAUGAUGGCGGUGCGUGAACGCGCAGUAGCAGUAAUGGCUGCCCUGGAUCGGCGGGUCCCCAGUCUCGAUGAUUUCGUGGGCCAAAGCUGGAGUUCCUGGGUAGAAAGAACAAAUGUUUUCGUGUCGGAUGCUGGAUCUGACACAGCAGAGUGCAGCAAGAAUGGGAAGACAAAGAUGGAUACCAUGACCCUGCAGAAGGAGGAUAUGUGGGUGUUCGGACACUGUCCGGCGCAGGAUGAUUUCUACCUGGUGGUGUGCAGCCACUGCGGACAGGUGGUGAAACCCCAGGCCUUCCAGAAGCACUGCGAGAGACGGCACAGGACCCUCUGCAAACUGCACACCUCCCCCUCCGGCCUCCUACAGCGGCCCCGCCUACCGUCUGCCCACGGCAGGCCCCAGGGAGCGGGACCCCCCUGUGGCCCGUCGCAGACCCCCCAGACAGCACCUCACCACCGGCACGCCAAGACCCAGGAGCUGGCAGCUGGUUUCUCCCCUUCAGACAGGGUGUCCCAGGCAGGCCCUCCCAACUGCAAUAUCAAGAAGCCCCCUCCUUCAGACUCGCCCCCGGCCCCCAGCCUCAGGGACCCCCCCUGGCCCCACGGGGCCACCCUGCCCAGCAUGACUCCCCCAGCGGAGAAACCUGUCCUGCGGAGGGGGGAGCCAGGGCGUUCCCCCAACCUCAUGCCCCCCCUCCGCGGGCCCAGAACCUACAAGAAAGUGUCCAGGAAAGAAUGUGAUCUGGACAAGCACUGUGGAGUGCUGGACCCAGAGCGGAAGAUGCUGUGUACCAGGCUGCUGACGUGCAAUAUCCACUCCAUUCAUCAGCGGCGCAAGGUUCUGGGGAGGAGUAAGAACUUUGACCAGCUGGUGGCGGAGCUGAAAACUGGGUCCAAGACCGGUGGCGAGUGUUCCGGCCAAUCCCGGGAGGGGGCGGAGCCCAGCCUGCCCGCCCCUGAGCCCUCUGGGGACAAAACAGGACCACCGCACUGCAGGAGGGAACUUGGGAGAAGCACAGUAUUCAGGUCCAGGACAUCCUCUGAGAGCGCCCCUGAGGAGGAGAGGGUUCGCCCCAAAGCCCCGCCUCUUUCCCCUCCCACCCAGAGUCGACUCUCGAGUGAAGACAGCGAAGGGGAGGGACCGGAGGAGCCCCCCGAAUGGCACUCCACCCCUGUGCAUCCAAAACCGCUGGCGCACUGUUCCUUUGGGAGCCACUCUAUUGGCCGCAGCGUUUUCACCUUUGACCGACGGCUACACCACCUACGGUCUGCUCUGAGCUCCAUGGUGGAGCACCACCUCAAUGCCCACCUGUGGAGGAAAAUGGCACAAGCAACAGACGUCAAGUCCCAGCGCACAUCAGUCCGGCCCUCAGUCACUGCCACCACUGACUACAACUCCCAGCAUUCCACAGCCAGCACUGCCAGAGGGGCGGGCAGUCACAGCUCCUCCUCCUUUAGGACUUCCUCCUCCAACGGGGCGGGGAAAGAGGUGCGGCCGCAGAACUGCUCCCCCAGCCCCGGGACUGGGUGCGGCCCUUCCGAAAGCACAGGCGGUGGCCGGCCAAUCACCUCCCCCGUCCCCGGCCAUAGCCCCUCCCCCUCGGGCGCGGGCCGCCCCCGUAACCCUGUGGGCCGUCCCAGCAAGCAGCAGCUGCGCCUCCGCCAGGCGGAGCAAGCCGCCACAGCGUCCCGCAAGAGGAGGGCGUCCCCUCAGGAGGACGACUCGCCCAGCCCCGAGCGCUCCUCGGGUGCCCCUGUUCCACCGGGACGGCCGCCCGUUUCGGGCAGGACAGCUCCUUCCCCUCACGGACCAAUCAACGGCUCUCUCUCGCCUGGACACAAACCACGGCCCCAGGCCCAGCCUCGCUCGCCCUCCCCUGGGCUGUUCAAACGCGCCCCCCCUCCUGUCCGUCAUUCCCCUGACCCCGCCUCCGGGGUGCACAGCAAGGCCGUGGGCUACGACCACAAGGGCAGGAAGUGCGAGGGCAGCGGGCCCUCGCCCCAAAAGAUUCACAGGCUACCUUCCUCCUCUCCCUCCGGGUUCUUCUCCUGGAAGAAGGAUGGCAUUGGGGGGGGCCUCUCCACAGGCCUGGAGAAAAAGCUCAGCACGCAGAAGCCAAAACUGCACCACUAAGAGUGCCUGCCUUAUAAGACACCAGGAGGAGAAGCCUGCAGUGGUCUGCUGCCACUGACCGGGGGGUGUGCGGGACAGCAGAAAUGUGUUUACGCCUGAAUGUCGUGUGUGUGUGUGUGUGUGUGACAAAAUGGAUGUGUGACUACCUGUGUUUGAAAAUUUAAAAUACCUCAAGAACUACCUCUGAUGCUGCUAAACAGAAAAAAAAUGAAUUGAUAUAUGAAAAUGGAUUAAAAUAUCCUCAAUGUC